AAAAAAACCCUGCUGUGUGAGCUGCUGCUGCUGUUGCUGCCGCCUUCUUGUCUGCUGAGUCAUGGAUUGAGGGUCCCUCUCUCGCGGAAAUCACUGACACGUCUCAGAACUGGGUCUGCUGCAGCCAUUGAGGAGCCCUGAUUCCGGGGCCACAAGGACCAAGCCAGGAUGAUGCUCCUCCUCCUCCUGCUCCAGCCGUCUACAUAGGCAAGCUUGCCCUUUGCAGCGUUUUCUCGCCAAGGCUCCUGUCCUUCCUCCAGGCUUAUUCGUCCUCAGCAGCUUUUCCUUAACAACACUCCCCCCACCUCAAAUUCUCCCUGGGAAAGAAAGCAACCCCCCAACAUACUCUUGAACCAUGAUCGCCGCCGCUUUUUUAGUUCUGCUGAGACCUUACAGCAUCCAAUGUGCCCUCUUCUUGCUUCUUCUGCUGCUGGGCACCGUCGCCACGAUUUUAUUCUUCUGCUGCUGGCACCGCAAGCUCCAGAAAGGGAGGCAUCCGAUCAAAUCGGUCUUUUCCGGGCGCUCAAGGAGCCGAGAUGCUGCAAUGAGAAGCCACCACUUUCGCUCCGAGGUAAUUUAUCUAGCGCGCAAUCUAAAGGGUUUUAGACCAAGUCCCCGCCACAUUAGAAGACGUGUCGUGCCUCGCCUUGAAGAAACGCAGCCCCUGGUAGAAGUGCAUCAGCUGAGUGAGCAGGAAACAUCGGUCAAGAAAAGGAAGAUCAAGAAAAGCAGCAGAGUCCAGCCAGAAUUCUACCAUUCUGUUCAAGUCACACCAACUCGAAAGCCAAGCUCAGGAAACGCUUCCUACAGAUGCUCCAUGUCAUCCUCUGCGGAUUUUUCAGACGACGAUGAUUUCAGCCAGAAAUCUGGUUCCCUGUCCCCGGCUCCGGGUGACACCCUGCCCUGGAACCUACCUAAACACGAGAGAUCCAAGAGGAAAAUUCAAGGAGGCUCUGUGUUGGAUCCAGCUGAGAGAGCUGUGCUCAGAAUCGCCGAUGAGCGGGACAAAGUACAAAAGAAAACAUUCACAAAAUGGAUAAACCAGCACCUUAUGAAGGUCCGCAAGCAUGUGAAUGACCUCUAUGAAGACCUGAGAGAUGGACAUAACUUGAUUUCUCUUUUAGAAGUUCUUUCAGGAGACACCUUGCCAAGGGAGCGAGAUUUUUUGAAGACCUUACGGUUGGUGAGUUCAACAGAAGCAUGCGCGUAUGAACAGCAUGAGGAUGAGGAGGAUGAGGAUAAGGGGCCCCGAGAGAAAGGUCGGAUGCGUUUUCACAGACUGCAGAAUGUACAAAUUGCACUUGAUUAUUUGAAAAGACGGCAGGUGAAACUGGUGAACAUUAGGAACGAUGACAUUACGGACGGGAAUCCCAAAUUGACUUUGGGAUUGAUAUGGACCAUAAUUUUGCACUUUCAGAUUUCUGACAUCCAUGUUACUGGAGAGUCAGAGGACAUGUCUGCUAAAGAGAGAUUGCUCCUGUGGACACAGCAGACAACUGAGGGUUAUGCUGGUAUUCGUUGUGAAAAUUUCACUACCUGUUGGCGAGAUGGGAAAUUAUUUAAUGCCAUCAUUCAUAAAUACAGGCCGGACCUGAUAGACAUGAAUACCGUUGCUGUUCAAAGCAACCUUGCAAAUUUAGAGCAUGCUUUUUUUGUAGCAGAAAAACUUGGUGUUGCCAGACUUCUGGACCCCGAAGAUGUUGAUGUCUCCUCGCCUGAUGAGAAGUCAGUAAUCACUUAUGUGUCAUCACUUUAUGAUGCAUUUCCCAAAGUACCAGAAGGUGGUGAAGGCAUCAGUGCACAUGAUGUUGAAGUCAAGUGGGUUGAAUACCAGAAUAUGGUGAACUACCUCAUCCAGUGGAUCAGGCACCAUGCCACAAUGAUGACUGACAGAGCGUUUCCAAACAAUCCUGUGGAACUCAAGGCACUUUAUAACCAAUAUUUACAAUUUAAAGAAACAGAAAUUCCACCAAAGGAGAUAGAGAAAUCAAAAAUCAAACACCUAUAUAAAUUACUGGAGGUUUGGAUAGAAUUUGGGCGUAUCAAGCUUCCUCAAGGUUACCACCCCAAUGACAUAGAGAAAGAGUGGGGGAAGCUAAUUAUUGCUAUGUUGGAAAGAGAAAAAACACUCCGACCAGAAGUUGAAAGGUUAGAAAUGCUGCAGCAGAUUGCAAACAGAAUUCAGCGAGACAGCCUGGGCUGCGAAGACAAACUAAUUCUUGCUCGAAAUGCUGUGCAAUCAGAUGCAAAGCGAUUAGAAUCAGGUCUGCAGUUCCAGAAUGAAGCUGAGAUCGCCGGUUAUCUACUUGAAUGUGAGAAUCUGCUGCGUCAACAAGUCUUGGAUGCCCAGAUUCUUAUUGAUGGAAAAUAUUAUCAGGCAGAUCAGCUGGUCCAGAGGGUUGCAAAACUGCGAGAUGACCUUAUGGCCUUAAGAGCAGAGUGCUCCUCAAUCUACAGCAAGGGGAGGACACUGACUACAGAACAGACCAAGAUGAUGAUAUCAGGAAUAACACAAAGCUUAAACUCAGGAUUUGCACCAAACUUCAGCCCCAGCUUAAACUCUGGACUGAGCCAGGGCUUAUCACCCUCCUUGACAUCAUCGAGUCUAACAUCAGGAUUAUCAUCGGGUCUUUCUUCAAGAAUGACUCCAACCAUCACCCCAGCAUACACCCCAGGUUUCCCACCACGGUUAAUUCAAAGCUACAUAACAGGAGUUGACUCUGGUGCACUGCAAACACUCAAAUUGAUGCAGAUCCGAAAACCUCUGAUGAAAUCGGCAUUUAUCGAUCAGAAUUUAACAGAGGAGGAAGUCAACAUGAAGUUUGUUCAGGAUCUUCUCAGAUGGGUAGAUGAAAUGCAGGUGCAACUUGAUCGAGCUGAAUGGGGUUCGGAUUUGCCAAGCGUUGAAAGCCAUUUAGAAAAUCACAAGAAUGUCCACAAAGCUAUUGAAGAAUUUGAAUCAAGCCUUAAAGAAGCAAAAAUCAGUGAGAUCCAGAUGACUGCUCCCCUUAAACUCAGCUAUGCAGACAAAUUGCACAAACUGGAGAGCCAAUAUGCAAAACUCUUGAACACCUCAAGAAAUCAGGAAAGACACCUUGAUACCCUUCACAAUUUUGUAUCUCGCGCUACCAGAGAACUCAUAUGGUUGAAUGAGAAAGAAGAGGAGGAGGUUGCAUAUGACUGGAGUGAAAGAAAUACAAAUAUAGCACGGAAGAAGGACUACCAUGCAGAACUGAUGAGAGAACUUGAUCAGAAGGAAGAAAUUAUCAAAUCUGUUCAGGAAAUAGCAGAACAAUUGCUAUUUGAAAACCACCCUGCAAGGCUAACUAUUGAGGCCUACCGAGCUGCAAUGCAAACACAGUGGAGCUGGAUUUUGCAGCUUUGCCAAUGUGUUGAACAGCAUCUGAGAGAAAACACUGCAUAUUUUGAGUUUUUCAACGAUGCCAAAGAGGCCAUAGAUUACUUGAAGAAUUUAAGAGAUGCUGUUCAUCGAAAAUACAGCUGUGAUAGGUCCAGCAGUAUUCAUAAACUGGAAGAUCUGAUCCAAGAGUCGAUGGAAGAGAAAGAACAGCUCCUGCAGUACAAGAACACAGUGGCUGGCCUUGUGGGGAGAGCAAAGACAAUAGUUCAGCUGAAGCCGAGGAAUCCAGAUAAUCCACUGAAAACAUCCAUCCCAAUCAAAGCCAUCUGUGACUAUAGACAAAUUGAGAUAACCAUUUACAGAGAUGAUGAAUGUGUACUGGCAAGCAACUCCCAUCGGGCAAAAUGGAAAGUGAUUAGUCCAAGCGGUAAUGAGGCCAUGGUUCCCUCCGUCUGUUUUACUGUUCCUCCACCCAACAAAGAAGCAAUAGACACUGCAAACAGAAUUGAACAGCAAUAUCAGAAUGUCCUGGCCCUGUGGCAUGAAUCACAUGUAAACAUGAAGAGUGUGGUCUCCUGGCACUAUUUGACAAAUGAAAUUGAAACUGUUCGAGCCAGUAAUGUUGCUUCGAUAAAGACACUCUUGCCAGGUGAACACCAGCAGGUUUUAAGCAACUUGCAGUCCCGCUUUGAUGACUUCCUUGAAGACAGCCAGGAGUCCAAAGCCUUUUCAGUUGCUGACAUUGCUCAGCUGGAAAGGGAGGUGAAUGUGUGCAAGCAGUACUACCAAGAGCUCCUUAAGUCUGCAGAGAGAGAGGAGCAUGAAGAAUCCAUUUACAACCUAUACAUCUCAGAAGUUCGAAACAUGAGACUUCGUUUGGAGAAUUGUGAAGAUCGUUUGAUUAGGCAGAUUCGAACCCCACUGGAGAGAGAUGACUUACAUGAAAGUGUAUUUCGGAUCUCUGAACAAGAGAAACUGAAGAAGGAUCUGGACCGACUCAAGGAGGACUUGGAAACAAUCACAGACAAAUGCGAUGAUUUUUUCAGUCAAGCUGCUGGUUCUCCCUCAGUUCCUACUCUGCGGUCGGAGCUUAACCUAGUAAUUCAAAAUAUGAAUCAGGUUUACUCCAUGUCUUCCAUUUACAUAGAAAAGUUAAAAACUAUAAAUUUGGUGCUGAAAAACACUCAAGGAGCUGAAGCACUGGUAAAACUCUACGAGACUAAACUAUGUGAGGAAGAACCAUUAACUGCCGACAAGAGCAAUAUUGAGAACCUUAUGGCUACGUUGAAGCAAUGGAGAUCAGAGGUUGAUGUAAAAAGAGAAGUAUUCCAUGCUCUAGAAGACGAACUCCAGAAAGCUAAAGCAAUUAGUGAUCAGAUGUUUAAAACACACAAGGAACGUGAUCUCGACUUCGAUUGGCACAAAGAGAAAGCAGAUCAGCUGACUGAGAGAUGGCAGAAUGUUCAUGCUCAGAUUGAGAACAGAUUGCGUGACUUAGAAGCUAUCAAUAAAUCCCUAAAGUACUACAGGGAUACAUAUGGUGCACUGGAUAACUGGAUCAAGCAAGUCGAAGAAACUCAGCAGAGGUUCCAGGAAAACCCACCUCAGAACAGUAAAGCUCUGGCCAAGCAGCUAAACCAGCAAAAGAUGCUCGUGUCGGAAAUAGAGACGAAACAAAACAAGCUAGAUGAAUGCCAGAAGCACUCAGAGCAGUAUUCAGCUGCAGUAAAGGACUACGAGUUGCAAACGAUGACAUACAGAGCCAUGGUUGACUCCCAGCAAAAAUCUCCAGUGAAACGCCGAAGAAUGCAGAGCUCCUCUGAUUUCAUUAUCCAAGAGUUUAUGGACUUACGAACACGCUACACAGCUUUGGUGACUUUGAUGACUCAGUAUAUAAAGUUUGCUGGUGACUCUCUCAAAAGGCUGGAGGAGGAAGAGAAGUCAGUGGAAGAGGAGAAGAAAGAACACGUCGAAAAAGCUGGGGACUUACUGAAAUGGGUUUCAAACAUCACCAAGAGCCUCGGCAAAGGUGGAGGAGAAAAGUCUGAAAAAGCAGAUUCUCCUAAGAAACAGAUAUCUUCUGACGAACUAUUAACCAAGAAAGAACAGAUAUCAGAAGCUUUGCAAACAACACAGACGUUUUUAGCGAAACAUGGUGAUAAAAUGACAGAUGAAGAGAAAAAUGAAAUGGAAAACCACGUGAGGUCCCUGCAAGAAGGUUAUAAACUGUUGUCCAAUGAAGAUUUGAAGCAGUUGCAGCAGGAACAAGAUGCAGAUAAUGAAAACGUGGAUGAAAAGGAGGAUAAAGUCAUAGCUGGCAUUAUUGAUCAAACAACUGGAGAGAUGUUUUCAGUCUUGCAGUCAAUUUAUAAAGGCCUUAUUGACUAUGACACCGGAAUUCAGUUACUUCAGAGCCAGCUCAUUUUAUCAGAUAUAAUUUCACCAGCCUUGGGAAGAAGUUUUGACCUUGAAGAAGCCAAAGCCCAUGAACUUGUCGAUGACCAAGCUGUAUUGCAACUACAAGGUUUACAGAAUGCUAAAAUGGUCAUUUCAGAAUUGCAAUCAGCAGCACUCCCAGUUGUAGCUGCUUUGGAACAGGGUUUAAUUUCAGAACCUCUUGCUAUUAAAAUUCUUGAGAUUCAGCUUUCCAGAGGACACCUAAUGAUACCAGCCACGGGAGAAAAGCUGACUUUGCACAGAGCUUUUCAGAAGAAUCUGAUCUCUGCAGCAUUAUAUACUAAACUCCUGGAAAGACGUGACAUGAGCAAAGACCUUAUUGACCCCAACACUGCAGAGAAGAUAACCCUUGAGGAAUUGCUUGAAAGAACUGUAGUACAUAGAGAAACAGGCUUGAGGCUCUUGCCUGUGACCCCUCAAGAAAGAGGCAAAAUAACUCUAAAAUGUGGAAGGAAGUUAACUAUUCUGAGAGCAGCUCAUGAAGGACUCAUAGAGAGGGAGACCAUGUUCAGGCUUUUAGGGGCCCAGCUGCUUUCUGGCGGCAUAAUUCAUCCUGAUACAGGACACAGAAUGACUGUUGAAGAAGCAAUGAGAGAAGGGGUUAUUGACCAGGAUGCUGCUUGUGCUAUUUUGACUCAUCAGCUUCAGACAGGUGGGAUCUUGUGUCCAAAUUCAUCAAAACGUUUGUCUGUAGAUGAAGCUGUGCAGUGCAACCUGAUCUCUUCUAGUAGUGCCUUGCUGGUACUACAGGCACAACGAGGCUUCAUUGGACUCAUCUGGCCACAUAGUGGGGAAAUAUUUCCUGUAUCUACAUCUUUGCAUCAAGGCAUGAUCACUAAUGAGCAGGCCUGCAAAAUUCUAAAGGGGCGGCAGAAAAUAGCAGCACUCUAUAUUCCAGAAACUUGUGAAGUGAUCAGCCUGGAUGAUGCAGCCCAGCAGGGAGUCAUAGAAAGCAACACUUCAUCAAUUUUGAAUAGUGUUACCCUACCUGAUGAAAUGCCUAAUGUGGAAGAUACACCAUUGCCAUUGAAAAAAGCUGCAAGAUGGCUCUCGUCUUGUGAACUCCAGGCAUCCAACCAACAUCCUGAUGGAAAGGAUGUAAACACUUCUGACACCAGUGAGCCCAUACCUUGCCACUCAGAACAAACUCAAAAGCUAUUCAUGUCUUACCUAAUGAUAAAUAGUUGUAUGGAUGCGAACACCGGUCAGAGGCUUUUGUUACAUUGUGGUGACUUAAAUGAAACAGUCAGCCUGUUAAUGGAUGGCAGUCGUUCUGAAAAUAAUACAAAUGAGACUGAAGGGCAAUUGUGUUUAAACACAAAAACACAACAUAUUGAGCAACAGCCCAAAGGGGCAAUGUUUAGUGAUAUCACUAGCAGUGUUUCAGAACAAGAUACAAGUAUUCAAAAUAUGUCCAGCAGCAAUAAGAGGGAGGCAUUUUGUAAAGAUCACCAGAAUGACAUAGUCUCAGGGAGAAAUGGUUUUCAUAUUGUGUCUGGUGCUUCAGAGCAGUCAGAAUGUGUCACGAAUAGAUCUGGAAAGGAAAGCACUCCAGGUCAAAAUCUUGAAAAAGAAAAUGCACUUGGAAGUUUACUGAAACUUCCAGAACAAAUGCCAGUGGAAGUGUAUAAAAAUUUAACUGACCAAGCAAAUGCUGAAAAUGCUGAAAUGAAAGCAUCUCUUUCAAACUGUUCACAAGGACACCUUCCUCCAAUAGUAAAUGAAGAUAACAGUUGCAUAGUAGAGGGGGAGAACAUUAAGGGGAGUGAAAACGGCUCCCCAGGCAUCUUCAAUAGUGUUUUGGAUGCAAAUUAUUCUUCAGCUAUUAAGAAAGAUGAGAAAGCUCAAGCAAGCACUAAAGUUUCACAUCUCAUGGACAACAGCCUGCAAAAAUGCAUGCCUCAGGUUUUGCAGAUUGAAGAAGGCAUUAUGCUAAUGAAGAAUGAUGAGGUGAAAGAUGAGGUAAAAGAUGACUUUCAGGAUAGUUUAUACACUAGUAUAGAACCUGACCAAAAAUGUUUAAAUGAACGCACUAAGAAAGAAUUAGAGACUUGUAAUGAGAGUGGGGUGUUGCAAGUGGAAACGAAUGUUACCCCAGUAUUGCAUAACAAUGAUGAUAGGAAUGGCAAGUUGCCAUUAGAAGACCACUCCAUAAUGCAUGGUGCAUGUCUUCACAUGAAUGAUAGGCCACCACGAGAAGACGUUACAAAUAGCUAUGGCAAUUCACAGUUGGAAGACCAUGCUAAUACAUUUGCUGUCUGUCUGUUGGAAAACUACACCAGCAUGCAAGAUGCAUUACCAUUGGAAACUAGAGUGCAUACACAUGACAGUCAGUUACUGGAAGAUUGCACCAAUAACUAUAGCAUGUCAGUCCUAGAAAAUACUUCUAAUGGUGAUUCAUUCCUGGAAGACAGCGUAAAUUUGAUCCAUGGAUUGUUACAGGAAGAACAGACUGAAAGUGGGCAACCUGUAGAAAAUCAGAUGACUAUCAGUGAUGGAGAACAACCCAUAGAUAAGGCUAAUAUACAUAGUGUGUCUUUGCUUGAUGACCAUACCAAUUCUGAUGGCAUUGCACUGUUGGAAUAUCAUACUGAAGAUAAAUAUAUUGGACAAAUUCAGAGAAACGGUGCUAUUACUCAUGCUGGAUGUCCACUCAAGGAUUCCAUUGAUACAAAUGUUGGGCUCCCAGUAGAAGUCACUACUGACACUCUUGAUGGAUCAUCCAUUAAAAUCAAUACUGAUAGUGAGUCCACAUCACCUUUGGAAGUCAGUGCUAGUAUGAAGCAUGAUGAACCACCUGUGAAUGACAGCAAGUCAGCAUUUGAAUGUGGCUCACUAGUUCUGGAAGGCAAUAACAGCAAGCAGUCUGAGCUGUUGCCUAAAAGAGAACAUAGUACUCAGUCAGAAGAUCUUUGUGAUCCAACUCAACAUAAAGAUUGCAGUGAAGCCUGUGAUGCUCCGCAAAUUGAUCAUAACAAUGGUACAGUUUAUAGCUCAGACAGAAUAAACAAGGGUGACUCCUCUCUUGUUAAAGAAGAUGCUACUCCAGAACUCGUCCACGGUGCAGUAGCCAUCAAUGGAGUAGCAGAUAAGCUGCAAGAAAAAGCAAAAUCUUCCAUGGGCAACCCAAGUAAGGAAGAAGAAAGCAUUCUGUGCUUUAGUGAAACAAGUGAUUCUGAUACAUUUGAAAUUAUAAAUAUGGCAGCAUUCAAUGCAAGGCUACUAGGCACAAUUCUAGAAGACAAGGCAGAAAGUAGUAGAGAUAUAGAAGAUAAUGGUCAGAAAAAAGAAAGGGAAGAAGGUAAAGAGAUUGACAGCUCCCUGGAAAAGUUGGAUGAAGCUAAAAUGCAAAGAGGUGAGCACAAGGGCAUUAAAAUGAAAGAAGAUGACUCUGAGAGUGAACAUGAAAGCAUAUGUAUGGAUAAUGACAGUGAUGAUGAUGGCAGUGGCAGUAGUGAUGAGAAUGGCAGUAGUGACAAUGGUGAUAGUGACGGGGAUGAUUUUGAAGGUUAUGAUUAUGUGGAUUUUGAUUAUGAUACUUACGAUGAGACAGAUUAUGAAGAUGAAGAGGUAUUGGAAAUGCAUUACUCUCAGUGCCAUGAUAAAAACAUUGGGGUCCAGGUGUCUGCACUUUCAGAGGCAACAGGAAACAAUGGUUUACAGUGCCCUGAAAGCUACAGUUCUGAUGGCUAUCAAAAUUUAGCUGAUGUUGUUAAAGAAAACAUUCAGGACCUACCAUGUAAAAGUAAAGAGGGAAGCCAGCAAGAAACAGAACAGGCUUCUGACCCUUUCAUGCAAGACAGCCUUGCAUUACAGAACAGUCAAACCUCCCAAUUAAGCAUAAGCAAUGGUGCAACAUCAGAAGACGCAAUUGGAACAGAAAAUAUUAGUGCCAAGUCUGAUAUACCUUCUCAAAGAAACUUACGUGCUGAACACAGGGAAGCUAAAAUUCUUGAUGAUAUAUCAAUGCCAUGUUUGAAUUGUGAGAAAAGACAAGAAGUAGAUAAUGGAAAACAAGCAUCUACCAGUAUGCCACAUAGUCAAGUAGAAAUUGGUGCUCUGAAACAAAAUAAAAAUGGAGUGUGCAUUGAGAAGGAAUAUCAUAUCCAGGAAUCAAGUGGAAGCCUUAGGGAGCCUCAUUCAUCAGUUAUUAAAAAUGGUUAUGAAAUUACUGCUUCAUAUGAUGAAAAAAUAAGUAUUGAUCAAACUUCAAAUAAGCCCACAUUGGUUACAGACUCCAAUGACAUUGCUAAAGAUGAAUCAGUGCACUCUAUAGAGGGGUUUGACCUCUCUACUUAUUUAAAGCAAAGUGCGAAAGAUAUAACGGCCAAGGAUAUCUUAGCAAUGAGAGAGAAUGGUUCAUCUUGCCUAAAGGAAGGUGAAAGAGACAGUGAAGAGAAUAGAGAGGAGCUUGUGGUAUCAGGAAGUGGAAACUGUGAGGGAAAACAGCACCUAGAAGAAUUGCACCCCAAACAACAGCUGUUUCCUGCAUCAGUUGUAUCAGAACCCACAAGAGAUAAAGUUAGCAAAGAGGGUAGUGCUCAUUCCAAGGUGUAUCAUGAUGAAAGCUACAGAUGUGACUUCAACAAUAUGGAGCAUGUUGAAGCUAUUGGAAAAGUAGGGAGCAAGGCUGAUGAAACAGCUUCUGGAGAAGAUACAUGUGUAAUUGGAUCAUCUUCUAGUACUUUAGACACCAGAGAUGAUAGCCAGAAUAACUCUGAGCAGAAAGCACAUGAAGCAGUGGUCACUCAGAACAUUAUUGUGGGGAAGCCUACGGAAAAUGACAUUCUAGACCAUGAGCCUACUUUCUCUCAAAAUGGCAUCCAGAUAAAAAUGCAACAAUCACUAAAAGAUGUGAUGCUUUCUAAUUCUGCCCCAGUCAAUGAUCAGGAAGUUGUUUUUUCUGAAGUGCCUCCUACAUUACCUGAAAGCUUAACAAAAAUACUUAAAGGAAAAAUAAAAGAUGCUUGCUGCAAGCAAGAAGAGGAACCUUUAAGUUAUAUUGGCACAAAAGCUUUAAUGCAAAAUUUACUUAAAAUGGUUGAUAGCACACAUUGGGAAAACGAGGACCCUACCAAAUCUGCUGUGCAACAUACAAGUGAGGAUACUAGAAGUGCCUCAAUGGCUGCUUCAUUGUGCAUACAUGCAAACGAACCUAAUUCUGCCCCACCUAUUUGGCUUGAUAAUAGAAGUCCUGAUCUCCUCCUCGAUAUACUGAAACAAGACCAUUGCAGUCAAAGAAAUGAGAGCACCCAUAAGACAAUGGAGAUGAAGGCCCAGACAGAAAGAGAGCAGGAGAAGAACACUUCUCAGCAUGACCAUGCCUUUCCCAUCUCAAGAGAAACUACAAGUUCAUCAGAAUUAAAAGCAGAAACAGCUGGAGAGAGUACUGAAGCAUGCAGUAAGGCUCUUGCUUUGAAAGGAUACCCUCAGCCCGAGAAGCCAUACCAGCAACCAAAAAGCUUCUCUGAAACUUUGGAAACAGAGGACUCUGGACCAAGACCUGAUUCAAAGAGCAUGAAGCAAUGCUCUUGGUACUUGGAGAAUAUGAGGAGACAUUUGACAGUGGUUCAAGAUAUGAAAUUUCUCUUGGAUGACCUGCAGCCCAUCAGUAAUGACCUGGAAGACCUAAAAAUACAACUUGAGCAGUUAGAGUCAUUUGAAUCAGGGCUUGCUGGCUUUGCUGUUACUCUGCGAAAAGAUAUGAAGUUAGCAGAAGAGUUUCUAAAAUUUCAGCACAAGGAUGUUCCCAGAGCACAACUUGUGGAUCUAAAAGAAAGCUAUGAAUGUUUGGAGAAGGAUUUCUUUGGGGUCUGCGAAAUGUCUUCAAAUCGAGCAAAGCAAAUAGUCUUGGCAGUAGACUCUGAAAUGGCUAAACUUUCAGUGCUUCAUCAGAAACAUCUAGUCAAGCUUCAGGAGUUUACAGGUUGGAUUGAGGAGAAGAGUGAAAUAAUGAAUGAUCUCAAAGUGGAUACAAGUGAUAUAGAAGAUGUGAAGCAAAGGUUUCAGUUACUCAAGGACCUGGAAAAAGAGUUUGAAUGUACAAAAAUGCAGUUGGAAUCCACAGCACUUGAUAUUCAGUUCUUCAUUUCUGAGCAUGCCCAAGAUCUUUCCCCAAACCAGAGCAAGCAGCUCUUGAGGCUCUUGAAUACCACACAGAAGCGCUUCCAGGAAAUGCAAGAGACAAUAAGAUCCCAAGUCGACCAUUUUGAAACUCUCUUACAGACAGAACAAGUUCUUGUUGACCAGAAGGACUUGGCAGACCAGCACCAGGAUUUCACAGAAAAAUUACAGGAUAUAUGCGACCUUCUCACACAGACGGAAAACCAGCUCAUCGGCCACAAAGAAGCACUUGCUAUUGAAGAUACCAAGGCAGAGUUGCAGCAAUACCAGAUCAAACAAGAGGAGCUACAGAAAGAUAUGCAAGCAAAUACACAGGCGCUGGCAGAAAUUGUGAAAAAUACGGAGAUGUUUUUGAAAGAAAAUGGAGAAAAGCUGCGACAAGAAGACAAGACUGCUCUUGAAAAGAAGCUUAAUGAAGCCAAGACCAAGUGUUUGCUGCUUAGCCAGAAGGCAGAGGAGUCCAGGAAACAGCUGGAUAAAGCUGUGACAACAGCUAUUAAGCAAGAAACAGAAAAGGUUGCAGCUAGAGAGCAGCUAGAGGAGAGUAAAAGCACAAUAGAGAAUCUUCUGGACUGGUUGUCAAAGGUCGACAAGGAUGCUGAACAUGGGGGCAAGAAAGACAAGCCAGCAAUUAAACAGAAUGGCAAUCAUUUCCAAGAAGGAGAGGUGGAAGAGUUGGCUGGAGAAGACGAUGAAGUCAAUGGCAACUUGAUGGAAAUCCAACAACAGAAUGAAACUCACGUGGAUGGACAACUGAAGCCCUCAGAAGAUAAUCUCAACAUGCAGUAUCAGAAAGUCAAGGCUCAGCAUGAGAAAAUUAUUUCCCAGCAGCAAGCUGUCAUAAUAGCUACACAGUCAACCCAAGCCCUGCUUGAGAAGCAAGGACACCAUCUUUCUCCAGAGGAAAAGGAGAAGAUUCAAAGGAAUAUGAAGGAACUGAAGGUGCAGUAUGAAACUGCCUUAGCAGAGUCGGAGCAGAAGCUGAAGUUGACUCGCUCUUUGCAGGAGGAGCUUGAGAAGUUUGACGCGGACUAUGGCGAGUUUGAAAGCUGGCUCCAGCAGGGAGAGCAAGAACUUGAUAACCUGGAGACAGGUGCAUCUGACUUUAAUGGGAUUAUCAUCAAACUGAAAAGGCAGAAGAGUUUUUCGGAAGAUGUCAUUUCUCACAAAGGGGACUUGCGGUACAUCACCAUUUCUGGACAGAGAGUAUUGGAUGCUGCUAAAUCGUGUAAUAAAAGAGAAGGUGUCAAAUAUGACAAGGAUGGUAUUGAUACUUCUUCAACUUACAUUGAGGUACAGAAUAAGCUGGAUAGUGCAACUGGUCGCUUCAAAUCUCUCUACUCUAAGUGCAGUAUCCUUGGAAAUAACCUCAAAGAUUUGGUAGAUAAAUACCAGAAUUAUGAGGACACCUCAUCUGGGCUUCUGACAGGACUUCAGGCCUCCGAAGAAGCUGUGAAUAAACAGUUGUCUGAGGCAGUUGCUGUAGAUCCAAAAAAUCUCCAGAGACAACUAGAAGAAACCAAGGUGCUUCAGGGGCAGGUGUCCGGUCACCAGGUUGCUGUAGAGAAACUGAAAAAAGCUGCCGAAGUGCUUUUUGACACCAGGGGAGAGUUACUGCCAGACAAAGAUGAAAUCCAGAAUACCCUGGAUACUAUUGUGGAUAAGUAUAACCACUUAUCCAAAGCAGUGAAUGACCGGAAUGAGAAACUUCAGAUCACUCUGACACGUUCAUUAAGCGUCCAGGAUGGAUUGGAUGAAAUGCUUGAUUGGAUGAAUGGUGUUGAGAAGAGUCUUGAGGAGCAAGGUCAAGUGCCUUUGAAUUCUUCUGUAAUUCAGGAUGUCAUUAGUAAAAGUAUGGCUCUAGAACAAGACAUUGUGGGUCGGCAAAGUAGCCUAAAUGCCAUGAAAGAAAAGUUGAACAAAUUCAUGGAAACAACAGACCCAUCCACUGCAUCCUCUUUACAAGCUAAAAUGAAUGAACUUUCUCAGCGGUUUUGUGAAGCAAAUAAUAAACACAGGAAAAAACUUGAAAAGUUGGAGGGAUUGAAGACCAAAGUGGAGCUGUUUGAGUGCCUCACUGAUAAACUCCAGUCAUUCUUGGACAAGAAAACUCAGGCUCUCAGCGAGGCUGACAUCCCAGGAAAAGACGUUACUGAGAUGUCCUUAUAUGUGCAGGAAACCAACACUGAACUGAUGGAGCAGAAAAAAGAUCUUGAAAAUUCGCAACACCUCAUUGAAGAACUCUCUCCUCAUGCUCUUCCUGGAGACAGGUCAUUAGUGUUAGAAAAAGUAAAUGCCUUGUCAAAGAAAUUCAAGGAAAUGGAAGAGACUAUACGAGAAAAAGAAGAGGAUGUGUCCUCUUGCCAGAAGCAGAUGGAUGAGUUCAAUCUUCAUGUAGAAUCUUUGAAGAAAUGGGUAGAUGAGAUGACGGAAAGAAUCCCAGCUAUCCAGCCCUCUUUGAAUGUGGAGAAUUUAAACAAACAUUUGCAGAACACCAAGCAUUUGGAGGAGGAAUGGAGUUCGAAGGCACCUGACAUUCAGAAAAUGAUUAGCAGAGGAACAGCAUUGUGCAACCUAAUUAGUGCUGUGACUUCCCCUGCAAGGUCAAGGGGAGUAAAAUCAGCUGUAAGCGGAACAGUAUUAAAUGGUGAAGGAGCAGCUACAGGUACCCAGGGAUUCCUAACAAACAAAGAAGUGACCACUGUCCAACACAACAUGUCAACUGUAAGCCAUAGUUAUGAUGAUUUGGGAGCUGUGCUGAAGGAAAAAAUAUCAGAACUGGAAUCCACUCUUUCAAAUAUGCAAAACAUUCAAAGAGAAUCAAAUUCAAUGAUGGAAUGGUUACAGAAUAUGGACACUGCUGCAGCCAAAUGGGAAGCAACUCUUAUUGACAGUGAGGCUGUUAAAGAGCAAGUCGAUCAACACAAGCUAUUUGAAACAGAAUUGAAACAGAAUGAGAAUAAAGUGCAAGAACUGAAGGAUAGAGUGACAGAGCUAUUGGAGAAGAACCCAGACUCUCCUGAGGCACCGAAAUGGAAACAGAUGUUGGAUAAAAUAGAUUCCAAAUGGAGGGAACUCAGCCAGGUAACAGCUGACAGACAGAAAAAACUGGAAGAGUCAUCAAAUUACCUGACCCAGUUCCAGGCAACCGAGGCUCAGUUGAAACAGUGGCUGGUAGAAAAAGAAUUAAUGGUCAGCGUGCUUGGACCACUGUCAAUUGACCCAAAUAUGUUGAACACGCAGAAGCAGCAAGUUCAGAUUCUGCUCAAUGAGUUUGACACUCGAAAACCCCAAUAUGAGCAGCUGAAUACAGCAGGACAAGCGAUAAUGAAGAGACCAGGUGAACACCCACCUUCUCACGAAAUGGUGAAGCAGCAACUGGCCGCUGUGGCGCAGAAAUGGGAUGGCUUAACCGGACAGCUGAGUGACCGAUGCAACCGAAUCGACCAAGCCAUUGUCAAAAGCACAGAAUAUCAAAGCUGCCUGAAAAGCCUUUCUGAGAAGCUUAGUGUCUUGGAUGAUAAACUCAACAGCAGCCUGGCUAUAAGUACAGACCCUGAUUCUGUGAAGCGGCAGCUGGAAGUGGCCAGAGAAGUGAAAGAAGAAAUUGAACGGGAAAUGCCAAAGAGAAAGGCUGCUCAAGCUCUGUGCGAGGAAUUGUCUGCACUGGUGGCAGAAGAUUACUUGAAAGCUGAGCUAGCUAGGCAAUUGGAUGGCAUCUUAAAACCCUUUCACGAUAUGGAACAAAAAGCAGGCAAUCACAUUGAGCAACUUCAGUCAACUUACGUUAGUUCUCAUCAGUUCCAGCAAAUGUCUAAGGACUUUCAGGCCUGGUUGGACAAAAAGAAGGAAGAACAGAAUCAGCCUUGUCCCAUCUCUACCAAGCUGGAGUCUCUGUGGACAUUAAUUGAUGAUCAGAAAGAGUUCAAGGCUGCCUUGUCUGACCAGACUGGCUCUUAUGAAAAAAUCAUUACAGAAGGUGAAAGUUUACUCCAGAAGACUCAGGGAGCGGAGAAGGCCGAGCUGCAGGCCCAACUGAACUUGCUCAGAGGUAACUGGGAUGAAAUGAACAAGCAAGUUAAAGAAAGGCAAGAUAAAUUAAAUGAUUGUUUGGAAAAAGCCCUUAGAUACAGAGAGCAUGUAGAAAACCUACAACCCUGGAUAGCGAAAUGCCAAAGCAAUAUCUCUCAAAUAGAAAUGAGCAUAGAUCCUGCUCGGCUAGAGAAUUCCAUCGCUCAGGUGAAGAGCUGGCAGAAGGACCUAGACAAACACCAAGGGUUGGUGGAGCUAUUAAGUAAUGCAGCUGAGACAUUACUCAGUGCCUGUCAGACAGACAAAGACAUUAUUGAAGAGGAGAAGACACUGCUGAUCCAGAACAUGGAUAUAGUCACAGAACAACUGCAUGCUAAGAGAGAUGGUCUGGAAAAGAUGUCUCAGAGACUGAAAGAGUUUCAAGAGUCAUCAAAGGAUGUUGAAGAGCAGCUGAAGAAUGCCAGAGAGCAGCUGGAAACACACAAUUCUCUCAAACCCCAGACUUACAGUAACAAACACUUGACGAUUAUGCAGGCUCAGCAGAAAACACUCCAGGCCGUGAAGGCUCAAGUGGACCUUACAAAAAAGCUUGCCCAAGAACUGGUGGCAGAUGCUUCAGAUUCAUCAGGUGCCUCUGACCUCUUGUUGCAGGCAGAAACGUUAGAAGAAGAAUUCAGCACCAUCAGUCAGCAGGUUGAAGAUAAAUGUUCAUUCCUGGAGACUAAACUCCAGGGAAUUGGCCAUUUCCAAAACAGCAUCCGAGAGAUGUUUUCUCAGUUUGCAGAGUUCGACGAUGAAUUGGACAGCAUGGAUUCUGUGGGUAGGGAUCUUGUCACACUGCAGUCACAGCGAAAGGAUAUAAAAACUUUCCUGAAAAAGUUGGAGGAACUCAUAACCAGUAAUGAAAAUGCAAAUAAUACCUGCAAAAUGAUGCUCGCAAAUGAAGCUGAAGCCUCUCCAGAUCUUGCAGGUAUAAAACGGGACUUGGAGGCUUUAAAUAAGCAGUGCAACAAGUUGCUAGACAGAGCAAAAGCCAGAGAUGAACAGAUUGAAGGGACUAUUAGCCGCGUUGAAGAGUUCUACAGUAAACUAAAGGGGUUUUCUAAACUGCUUGGGGAAGUUGAAGAGCAUGAAGAGUCCCAAGGUUCUGUUGGAAUGGAAAUUGAGACGAUAAAUCAGCAGCUGAACGUAUUUAAGGUAUUCGAGAAGGAAAAGGUUGAACCACUGCAGGUUAAGCAACAGGAGGUAAAUUGGUUGGGUCAAGGCCUUAUUCAGAGUGCUGCUAAAAAUGCUAGUACUGAGAACCUUGAGCGUGAUCUUGAGGAUGUUAACACAAGAUGGAAAACUCUCAACAAAAAGGUUGCCCAAAGAGCAGCUCAGUUGCAAGAGGCACUGCUCCACUGUGGGAGGUUUCAAGAUGCUGUCGAAUCUAUCCUUAGCUGGCUUAUUGACACAGAAGACCUUGUGGCUAAUCAGAAGCCUCCAUCUGCUGAGUUCAAAGUUGUGAAGGCCCAAAUACAGGAACAGAAACUUCUCCAGAGAUUGCUGGAUGACCGCAGACCCACUGUUGAACUAAUCAAGCGUGAAGGGGAGAAAAUUGCAGAGUCAGCAGAGCCCGCUGAUAAAGAGAAGAUCUUGAAACAGCUGAGCCUCCUGGAUAGCAGAUGGGAUGCACUGCUUGAUAAAGCAGAAACAAGGAAUCGUCAAUUGGAAGGUAUCUCAGCUGUAGCACAGCAAUUCCAUGAAACUUUAGAACCACUGGUUGAGUGGCUAACCAUCACUGAAAAGAGGCUUUCAAAUUCAGAACCCAUUGGAACACAGGCUUCCAAACUACAACAGCAGAUUUCUCAACAUAAAGCCUUUGAGGAAGACAUCGCCACUCGCAACAAAAAUUUGGAGCAAGCUAUUAAUAUUGGUCAGGCUUUAAAGGCAUUGAGCUCCAAGGAAGACAAGGAAAUGGUGCAGGAGAAACUAGAUUCUUCAGAAGCCCAAUACACUGAGAUUCGAGAGAAAAGUGGCAGUAGGGCUCAGCUUCUACAGCAAGCCUAUUGCAAUGCUCAGAUUUUUGGAGAGGAUGAAGUUGAAUUGAUGAAUUGGCUGAAUGAAGUACAUGAGAAACUGAGCAAAUUGGCAGUCCAAGACUACAAUACUGACUUGCUUGUGAAACAACAAACUGAAAUGCUGGCUCUCCAAGAAGAGAUUCUGCUCAGAAAGCAAAAUGUUGAUCAGGCUAUACAAAAUGGUUUGGAGCUUCUCAAACAAACGACAGGUGAUGAAGUUGUCAUAAUUCAGGAUAAAUUGGAAGGCAUUAAAACAAGGUACAAGGACAUAACUAAGCUGAGUUCUGAUGUGUCCAAGACUUUAGAACAGGCUCUACAGCUUUCUGGUCAGCUGCAGUCAGCUCAUGAGAAACUCUGCACUUGGCUGGAUAAAGUUGAGGUGGAAUUACAGUCGUACGAAGCGCAGGUCCCCAAAGGUGAAGAGUUAAGUCAAGCGCAAGAAAGACAAAAGGCACUGAAAAAAGAAGCAAAAGAUAAUAAAAGUUUACUGGACACUCUUAACGAAGUCAGCAGUGCUUUGCUUGAAUUGGUGCCAUGGAGAGCAAGGGAAGGGAUAGACAAAAUGAUCACAGAAGACAACGAACGGUACAGAUUAGUGAGUGACACUAUAACUCAGAAAGUGGAAGAAAUUGAUGCUGCCAUUUCCAGAUCGCAGCAGUUUGAUCAAGCAGCCGACACUGAAUUAGCCUGGGUUGAGGAAACAGAAAAUAAACUGAUGUCUCUGGGUGACAUUAGGCUUGAACGUGACCAGACCAUUGCUCAGCUACAAGUUCAAAAGGCAUUUACCAUGGAGAUUUUGAAACACAAGGAUACAAUAGAAGAGCUUGUUGCAUCUGGGGAUGAAAUUAUGAAGACAUGCACAGAAGAGGACAAACAAACCAUGAAGAAGAAGCUGGAAGACCUCUUGCAGAAGUAUAAUACACUCUGUCAAAUGAACUCUAAGAGGAACCUGCAGCUAGAAAGAGCUCAGUCUCUAGCCAGUCAGUUCUGGGAGACUUAUGAAGAGAUUUGGCCAUGGCUAACGGAAACACAAACAGUAAUAUCACAGCUUCCAGCACCAGCUCUGGAAUAUGAAACCCUAAAGCAACAACAAGAAGAGCACCGGCAACUGCGAGAGUUGAUUGCUGAACACAAGCCUCAUAUAGAUAAGAUGAAUAAAACUGGACCUCAGCUUCUGGAGCUGAGCCCGCGAGAAGGUUUUUCAAUCCAAGAGAAGUAUGUAGCAGCUGAUGCCCUUUAUAGUCGAAUUAAAGAAGAUGUCAAAAAGCGAGCUCAGGCACUGGACGAAGCCAUUUCUCAGUCUACCCAGUUCCAUGACAAGAUAGAUUCGACCACUGAGAGCCUAGAACGCAUUGUUGAACGUUUGAGGCAACCGCCUUCCAUCUCAGCUGAGGUUGAGAAGAUUAAAGAACAGAUCGGUGAAAAUAAGAACGUGUCUGUCGACCUUGAAAAACUUCAGCCAGUCUAUGAAACCCUCAAGCAGCGCGGGGAGGAGAUGAUUGCCCGUUCAGAAGGCGCUGAUAAGGACAUAUCUGCUAAAGUGGUCCAGGAUAAGUUGGAUCAAAUGGUCUUGAUGUGGGAAGACAUCCAUACCUUGGCUGAAGAAAGGGAGGCCAAAUUGCUUGAUGCAAUGGAACUAGCAGAGAAGUUCUGGUGUGAUCACAUGGCUCUCAUAGCCACUAUUAAGGAUACUCAGGAUUUUAUCAGAGAACUAGAAGGAGCUGGAAUUGAUCCUUCAGUGGUAAAGCAACAGCAAGAAGCUGCAGAGACUAUUAAAGAAGAGAUAGAUGGGUUACAAGAAGACUUAGAUGUAGUGGUAAGCCUUGGCUCUGAACUGAUAGCAGCAUGUGGAGAACCUGACAAACCAUUAGUCAACAAGAGCAUAGAUGAGCUAAAUUCUGCUUGGGAUGCUUUAAAUAAAGCAUGGAAAGAACGUGUUGACAAGCUUGAGGAAGCAAUGCAAGCGGCUGUUCAGUAUCAAGAUGGAUUGCAGGCCAUAUUUGACUGGGUGGAUAUCGCUGGCAGUAAAUUAGCUGCAAUGUCACCAGUUGGAACAGACCUAGAAACAGUAAAACAACAGACAGAAGAAAUGAAGCAAUUUAAGAAAGAAGCCUAUCAGCAGCAGAUUGAAAUGGAACGGCUGAACCACCAAGCAGAGCUGUUGUUGAAGAAGGUGACAGAGGAGAGUGAUAAGCACACCGUACAAGACCCCUUGUCUGAACUUAAGCUGUUGUGGGAAAGUCUGGAGGAUAAAAUUGUUAGCCGCCAGCAUAAGCUGGAAGGCGCUUUGUUGGCUUUGGGACAGUUCCAACAUGCCCUGGAUGAGUUGCUCGCAUGGCUCACCCAUACAGAGGACCUGCUGAAUGAACAGAAACCUGUGGGUGGUGACCCUAAGGCUAUUGAAAUUGAGCUGGCCAAACAUCAUGUGCUGCAAAAUGAUGUCUUGGCUCACCAGUCCACUGUGGAAACAGUCAAGAAAGCAGGAACUGACCUUAUUCAGUCAAGUGCUGUUGAAGAAGCGAGCAAUCUGCAAAGCAAGCUGGAACUUCUGAAUCAGCGGUGGCAAAAUGUCUUGGAAAAAACAGAAAAGAGGAAGCUGCAGCUGGACAGUGCUUUGAUCCAGGCCCAAGGUUUCCAUGGUGAAGUUGAAGAUCUGCAACAAUGGCUGACAGAAACGGAGCGUCAGCUUUUGGCAUCGAAACCAGUUGGUGGUUUACCAGAGACUGCAAGAGAACAGCUUAAUAUCCAUAUGGAACUCUGUGCUGCCUUUGAAGCUAAAGAAGAAACAUACAAGUGUCUGAUGCAAAAGGGCCUACAGAUGCUUGCAAGAUGCCUAGAGACUAUUGAAACAAAUGUUGAGCAGGACAUAAAUAAUCUUAAAGAGAAAUGGGAAUCGGUGGAAACAAAGCUGAGUGAAAGAAAAAUCAAACUGGAAGAAGCUCUCAAUUUGGCAAUGGAGUUCCACAACUCACUGCAGGACUUCAUCAACUGGCUUACUCAAGCUGAGCAAACCUUGACAGUAGCUUCUCGGCCAAGUCUUAUCUUGGAUACUGUCUUGUUUCAAAUUGAUGAACACAAGGUCUUUGCCAAUGAAGUGAAUGCCCACCGUGACCAGAUUAUUGAGCUGGACAAAACUGGAACACAUUUGAAAUACUUCAGCCAGAAACAGGAUGUUGUCCUCAUUAAAAAUCUGCUGAUCAGUGUCCAGAGUAGAUGGGAAAAAGUAGUUCAGCGCUUAGUGGAAAGAGGAAGAGCUUUGGAUGAUGCAAGGAAGCGUGCCAAGCAGUUCCAUGAAGCCUGGAACAAACUUACUGAAUGGCUGGAUGAUUCAGAAAAGACUCUGGAUGCAGAGCUUGAAAUUGCAAAUGAUCCAGACAAAAUUAAGAUGCAGCUUGCCCAGCAUAAGGAGUUCCAGAAGGCUCUUGGAGCUAAACAUUCUGUGUAUGACACCACAAAUAGAAGUGGACGUGCUUUGAAAGAAAAAACUUCCCUAGCUGAUGACAAUCUGAAACUGGAUGAUAUGCUGAGUGAACUCAGAGACAAAUGGGAUACAGUAUGUGGGAAAUCUGUAGAAAGACAAAACAAACUGGAAGAAGCGCUGCUGUUUUCUGGGCAAUUUACUGAUGCUCUUCAAGCUCUCAUAGAUUGGCUGUACAAAGUGGAACCGCAGCUGGCCGAAGAUCAGCCUGUGCAUGGAGACAUUGAUUUAGUGAUGAACUUAAUAGAUAAUCACAAGGCCUUCCAGAAGGAACUGGGAAAAAGGACAGGCAGCGUCCAGGCACUGAAACGCUCUGCUCGUGAACUGAUAGAAGGUAGUCGUGAUGAUUCCUCCUGGGUUAAGGUCCAGAUGCAGGAGCUGGGCACUCGGUGGGAGACAGUGUGUGCAUUGUCCGUCUCCAAGCAAACACGACUGGAACAAGCCCUCCACCAGGCGGAAGAAUUCCACUCAGUUGUGCACGUUCUUCUGGAAUGGCUGGCUGAGGCUGAACAGGCCCUUCGUUUCCAUGGCAAUCUCCCAGAUGAUGAAGAGUCUCUGCGUACUCUAAUAGAUCAGCAUCGGGAAUUCAUGAGAAAACUGGAAGAAAAAAAGGCUGAGCUAACGAAAGCCACAGGUAUGGGAGAAGCCAUCCUGGCUAUCUGCCACCCAGACUCCAUCACUACCAUUAAGCACUGGAUAACAAUCAUCAGAGCAAGGUUUGAAGAGGUGUUAGCAUGGGCAAAGCAACAUCAGCAGAGAUUGGCAGGGGCCCUGGCUGCACUUAUCGCUAAUCAAGAGCUGUUGGAAGCAUUAUUGACCUGGUUGCAGUGGGCAGAGACAACACUUAGUGAAAAAGAUAAGGAAGUCAUUCCUCAGGAGAUUGAUGAUGUUAAGGCACUCAUAGCUGAGCAUCAGAUAUUCAUGGAGGAAAUGACUAGAAAACAGCCUGAUGUGGAUAAGGUUACUAAGACGCAUAAAAGGAAAGCAGCUGAAUCUGGUCCAAUUCAUUCUCAUAUUCCUGUACUGGAUAAAGGAAGAGGAGGAAGAAAGCGUUCCCCAACACCAAGCAUGUACCCCUCAGGUGCACAGGCUCAGAUUGAAACCAAGAAUCCACGGGUGAACCUCUUGGUCAGCAAAUGGCAGCAAGUCUGGCUUCUGGCUCUGGAAAGAAGAAGGAAACUUAAUGAUGCUUUAGACCGAUUAGAGGAGCUGAAAGAAUUUGCCAACUUUGAUUUUGAUAUUUGGCGGAAGAAGUAUAUGCGAUGGAUGAACCAUAAGAAAUCUCGAGUCAUGGACUUCUUUAGGAGGAUCGAUAAAGAUCAGGAUGGAAAGAUAACCAGACAGGAAUUUAUUGAUGGGAUUCUUUCCUCAAAAUUCCCUACUAGUCGAUUGGAAAUGAGUGCAGUAGCAGAUAUCUUUGACAGAGAUGGUGAUGGCUAUAUUGACUACUACGAGUUUGUAGCAGCACUUCAUCCGAACAAAGAUGCAUACAAGCCUCUGACAGAUGCCGACAAAAUUGAAGAUGAGGUGACAAGGCAGGUAGCAAAAUGUAAAUGCGCAAAGCGAUUCCAAGUGGAGCAGAUUGGUGAUAACAAGUACAGAUUCUUCCUGGGAAAUCAGUUUGGUGACUCCCAGCAACUCCGUCUUGUCCGCAUUCUGCGGAGCACUGUUAUGGUUCGAGUUGGAGGCGGAUGGAUGGCACUUGAUGAGUUCUUAGUGAAAAAUGAUCCUUGCAGAGUUCAUCAUCAUGGGAGUAAAAUGUUACGUUCGGAAUCAAACUCUUCAAUUACCACUCAGCCUACUAUAGCUAAAGGGAGGACGAACAUGGAGCUACGUGAGAAAUUCAUUUUGGCAGAUGGAGCUAGCCAAAGCAUGGCUGCCUUCCGACAAAGGGGACGCAGAUCACGGCCUUCUUCAAGGGGUGCUUCACCCAACAGAUCCAUGUCUGUGUCAAAUCCACCUGCUCAAGGAGCUCCAACAUCAGCUCUUGCGGCCAGCACACCCAAGACACCCCAUCAUUUAACACGCAACUAUGGUAAACCAUGGUUGAUAAACAGCAAAACAUCAUCUCCUUGUAAACCUCCAGAGUGCUCUGAAUAUCAAGUGUCAUCCACAGAGGGGACUCCAAUACAAGGGAGUAAACUUAGAUUGCCAGGAUAUCUGUCUGGGAAGGGUUUCCAUUCUGGAGAAGACAGCAGCCUCAUUUCAACAGCAGCUACAAGAGUCAGGGCACAUUUUGCAGACACCAGAAAAACACCAAGCAGACCUGGAAGUCGAGCAGGAAGCAAGGCUGGCAGCAGAGCAAGCAGCCGCCGGGGCAGUGACGCAUCUGAUUUUGACAUUUCAGAAAUCCAGUCUGUGUGCUCGGAUGUAUCGGAGACUGUUCAUACCCCAAUUAGGCCAACACCCCGACCCAAUUCUCGCUCAGCAUCUGGAAAACCUUCCAAAAUUCCAACUCCACAAAGAAAGUCGCCGGCCAGCAAAUUAGACAAGUCCUUCAAGAGAUAGUGUGGUUGGCUCUGUCAAGACCACCUUUUUUCCUGUGCAUUAAAUAUUUAAGUUUUUAAGAUGUAAAAUAUUCUGUAGAAAUUAUUGUGAAAUAUUACGAGAGUUGGAUUUUUAAUUUUGCAGAUGGCCUUAUUUGUGUAUUUGUCUUGUUUAUUUUAUGUGUAUGAUUUUUGUCAAAUUUUGUUUCGUUUAUGCCAUAUCAUAUGUGAAAAGGAGAAAGUUUUUUUCCAAUGUAACUAACGGUUGUUUGCAGUAAUGUGUAGAGAGAUCACUAAAAGCAAUUACUGAAUGUACAAUUGUCUUUGCGUCCUAAGUCAACAAGGCCUGUCACUUCAUCAUUAGAUUAACAGUAAAGGAUACCUCAUAACUUUGUCUUAAUACAAAUGAAAAAGACAACAGUCAACAUUAUGCAUUUUGAACUAACGCAGUGGACUCGAAGAGGCAUGUGGCAGGGAUACUAAGAAACAGAAGACACAGUUCAUACUGCAGUUAAUCAAACAUUAUCCUACAGAGAAUUCACAGAGAGAGUUACUUAAAGAGCACUUGCCAGUACUUCAGUACUCCAAUAUUUUGCAGCAUUUUCUGUGCCAUUGCUUUAAAGGCCAGACACCAUCUGGAAUCUAGAAUUAUUACACUUGUAUCAGAAUGCCAGUAUAAUCUGCAUUCACGUCAGCGUGAGGUUUUCUUUUGCUUGAGUGGAUGAUAGCACUGUAUCAUUGGACUCAUUUUAUAUCAAAGCAGUUUUGCUUGCAGAAGAAAGGGGGGGGGAAAUUAUGAAAUAAAGCUUGUCCCUUCUC
Podarcis muralis (Common wall lizard) is the source of this 24816-nucleotide messenger RNA. RefSeq names its product dystonin (gene DST). Gene Ontology annotation, molecular function: microtubule binding; keratin filament binding; structural molecule activity. Lineage: Eukaryota; Metazoa; Chordata; Lepidosauria; Squamata; Lacertidae. The record is from RefSeq and is a predicted model, not a curated record. Gene Ontology annotation, biological process: wound healing; intermediate filament bundle assembly; hemidesmosome assembly. Gene Ontology annotation, cellular component: keratin filament; cytoskeleton; focal adhesion.